CCUUAAAUAAGCACCUUUUCAGAAAUCCUGCCUAGACUAGUAAGAAAUGUGUUCUUAGCAUCCUCUGGUUCGAUCGCUUGACGCCCUUUUGGUGGCGCUAUUCUUCAAUUUCCGGUGUUUUUUCCUUGCAUGGACGGCGUGUGACGGCAGUGUUUGACGCUGAUCCACCUCUUUUGAUAACUUGUAAACAUAAUAGAAUGGGCAUAACAAAGCUGGCAGAUCUCAUUCGAAGUGAUGCACCCAGAGCAAUAUCUCACAAAGACAUUAGCGACUACACAGGCAAGGUUAUCGCUUUGGAUACGUCCAUUGUUUUGAAUCAGUUCCGUACUGCACUCCCUUCACUACAUUUGAGCCCACUGACUGGCUUGUUCUUUCGAACUCUUACGUUCCUGGAGCAUGAUAUUAAACCAGUGUACGUAAUGGAAGGGAGACCCCCUGAACAAAAAAGAGCUGUGUUGGAAAGAAGAGCCCAGAAUGAAGGCAGGACAUUCUAUCCGCACACUAAUGGAGUUUCAUCUAAGACACAAGAUUAUAUGCAACUCCUUAAACUCAUGGGUGUACCUGUUCUCAUGGCCCCAGGAGAUGCAGAGGCGUUCUGUGCACAUCUUGUAAAGAGUGGGAAAGUGGAUGCUGUGGCAUCGGAGGACAUGGACACACUAGCCUUUGGGGGGUCUGUUCUCCUUCGUCAAUUAAAUGCUAAGAAAGACGGUGAUGUCAUCGAAUACUCCUUGUCCAAGAUAUUAGAAGCUCUACAACUUAGCCAGGAAGAGUUUGUUGACUUGUGCAUCCUGUUGGGAUGUGACUACUGUGAGAAGAUUGGGGGCCUUGGGCCCAGGCGAGCUUUAUCACUAAUCCAAAAACAUCGGACCAUUGAAUGUGUGGCGAAGAAUGUGAAUAGAAAGACGCAUCCUAUCCCCCACUUCUGGAAUUAUCAAGAAGCCCGGGGCCUCUUCCUUGACAGCCUGCUGGAUCAAACACCACAGUUGGUCUGGAAUGAACCUGAUGAGGAGGGCUUGGUACGGUUCCUGUGCCAGGAGAAACAUAUUAAAGAGCAAAGAGUCCGUAGUCGGAUGGAGAAGUUUCGAAAGUCUCUUGAGGAGAAACGAACUACAAGAGAGGAAACCAAAGCAGAGACAUGCAGACAGACACGAAUGGAAGACUUCUUCCGUGUGACACGGAAGCGCAAGCCAGUGGAACCUGUGAUGACCAGCACAGGAAAACAAGCGAGGAGGACAUAGUAACACAUUCUUCUUGUGUUGAGCAAACAAAGAUUAUAUUUUUAAGUGUUAUGUUUUAUGGACAGAUCAUGUGCAAGUAUACAUUUGUGUUUUCAUACCUGUUGUUAUACCUAUUGUAAAGUAGGUUAAGAAAAAAAGUUUUGUCCAAUCCAAGAAAAUCUGCCAUCCAACUAACGUUUGCCGUUUUUUUUUAAAUUAAUAUUUGUUUACACUAUCUUAAAGUGGAUGGUAGUCCAUAUUUUUUCCAUAGAAGAAUGUUCUCUUUCAUAUUUUAAUGCAUCACAAACACAUCAAGGAGUUCCUUAUUUAUCCUAUGAUUAUGACGCCCAGAUGUUUGUCAAAGUCUAUAACAAAAAUCUUUUGUUUUGCUGCAAAUGCCCUGAGUGUGCUUUGAUCAAGCCAAAGUAGAUACAUGUAUACAAGGCACAGUAAUUCUCAUCAGCCUAUCAUGUGUUUUAUUUGCCUACACACUGCAUUUCCAUUAAACGAAAACAACUGUGCUCCACCGUUUUAACUGGACAUUUUCUUGAGUUUUAGGAAAGCCUGUUGGUGUGAUUAUAAAAGCAGUAGACAGGAAAAGGUCUAAGAAGUUGACAAAAUGAGGAUAUGAUACAGAAUUGCAUGUCUGUAAAAUUUCUUUCCGAAAAUGUUUAAAUGAUCAUGAUGUGUACAUGCGUAAUAUUUGUUAAGACAUCGAUCCAUUGCUUUUGACUGUUUUGGACAGUUCAGCUUCAUAUCUGUUACUGAAGGUCUUUGAUUUCUGGCCUUUUUUAUUAACAUUGAAAUAAGUUAAUAAAAGUUUUGUUCACAACUGGA
Messenger RNA from Engraulis encrasicolus (European anchovy), 2054 nucleotides. Its product is annotated as probable flap endonuclease 1 homolog. The record is from RefSeq and is a predicted model, not a curated record. Gene Ontology annotation, molecular function: 5'-3' exonuclease activity; 5'-flap endonuclease activity; RNA-DNA hybrid ribonuclease activity. Gene Ontology annotation, cellular component: nucleus. The transcript is spliced from 11 exons. NCBI's taxonomy places the organism in Eukaryota, Metazoa, Chordata, Actinopteri, Clupeiformes, Engraulidae. Bases 198 to 1238 code for a protein of 346 amino acids.